AUGGCCGAGAAUUUGAAGCAACACGGAUACACGCCCAUCGUUUUGGACGUGCGGGGUUUCAACAUGAAAAGCGAUGCUCACAAUAUUGCUGCGCAGGUGGACAAAACGCACUCUUUGCACCCUCAUACACCUAUUCAUGUGGUUACGCACAGUAUCGGUGCCAUUAGCGCACGCUACUUUUUGAAGUUCUUAGGUGGCAGCGACUUUGUGAAGUCGUAUAUUAGCAUUGGAGCGCCGCAGUACGGAUCGCCUGGCGCCUGUGGCGAAAUUGUUGGCGGGGAAGUCUGCACUGGGACCGACUUUAUGAAAAAACUAAACAAGGGAGAUGACACCCCUGGUCAAACGAAGUACUAUUCCAUUCGUAGCAGCCACGAAUGGACUGACGGUCGACUAGACGGAGGACAAUGCCGCAUGACGCCUUUUAAGACGGCCGGAAAUGGUGGCCUUGACCACAGCUUGGAGCCAUUUAACAAGAAAGUAUGGAAGCAGGUGCGCCAAGCGCUGAACGGCCACUGCAUUGGAAAAUACGUGGAUGAACCCGAUGGUAGCAUCCACACUCAAGACACGCUUUUCCCUGACGGUGUGCCUUUCACUUAA
Malassezia vespertilionis is the source of this 597-nucleotide messenger RNA. RefSeq lists its product as uncharacterized. NCBI's taxonomy places the organism in Eukaryota, Fungi, Basidiomycota, Malasseziomycetes, Malasseziales, Malasseziaceae. The record is from RefSeq and is a predicted model, not a curated record. The transcript has a single exon. The coding region runs from base 1 to 597 and encodes 198 amino acids. Gene Ontology annotation, biological process: lipid metabolic process.